AUGACAAGUAGCGCGCGAACAAGUGACGCUCUGAGCGUCCUCUCCCUUUGUAUCCAUGUCAUUCAAUGCGCCAGUGCAAUUAUUGUGCUCGGGAUUACAGCUUGGGCAGUCCAGCACACCAAAACUACUACCGUGAUAUACUCCCUGGUCAUCGCAAGCAAUUUCCUUCCAGUGUUGACUUUUGACUUGGCAUUCUCGUACCUUUGGCUUACGGCCUUUAUUCUCUUGGCUCGCGAUUUUAACCACGUCGGCUGUCGUGUGAUCCUCUGGAACGGGGAAACCGUUUGCAGCAGAAAGUACGCCGCUGAAGCCUUCAGCUUUAUUGCAUUCAUUGUAACUUUAGCAUCAUUUCUUGUCGAGUUUGCGUUUAUGUAUGAAGCUAAAGGCGAAACGCAUGCGGGGGAAACCAGGGAAGUCGAACAGAAUGAUGAUAUGGGUGCAUUGUCGCGAAAUCUCCAAAACUAUGGUCUGAUGCCAUGA
Messenger RNA from Aspergillus nomiae NRRL 13137, 480 nucleotides. Its product is annotated as MARVEL domain-containing protein. NCBI's taxonomy places the organism in Eukaryota, Fungi, Ascomycota, Eurotiomycetes, Eurotiales, Aspergillaceae. Bases 1 to 480 code for a protein of 159 amino acids. The transcript is spliced from 4 exons. The record is from RefSeq and is a predicted model, not a curated record.